AACACCGAAAGUCUUCGUUCAGUUUGACUUGCUAAUUGCUUUUAAUAGUUUGCUUUAGAGUUUGCUUCGGUAGUUUGCUUCGGUCGUUUGCUUAGUAGUUUGUUCCAUAGUUCGCUUUGGUAGUUUGCUCUGGUAACACAGAUAUAAACAAAACUCAAAGCUCAAGUCUGAAUAUACGACGAUACGACGAAUGUUAUUUUUAAACUCAAACGGAAUCAUCAACAUCUGCCAUUUGGAUUGUGGAUCGAAUAUCGAACGUUUAACGUAAAGUCUGUAUCUUUGUAAGCAAGGAUUUAGGAGCACCAAGAAAUGAAGAUCUAGAUCAAGAGUUUAAGCGUACGUAGGAAACGAAAAAUGUAUAAAUGCCUUGAAUAUAUUCCACACAAGUCAUUCAACGUAUAUGAAAGACUACUGCUUGUCUUCUUUGGUACAUUCCUUUUGAUAAUUCUCGGUAUUUCAAUCAAUAUGUAUGGUGUUACUUCGUUUUAUUGCUCAAUAGAGGUGAUACCAACUACUAAACAUGAAUCUUUAUUGAGAAAUAUUGAAUCAGAUUGUUGGAGAAAAUACAACGAGGAGAUAACAAUAAACUUCCCGUUAAUUCUCAUCAUUACUUUAAACUUCGGUAUUUUUUUACUUGCGACUCUCAUUUAUGGAUAUCUAGUGAAGAAUAGAGUUGAAAAAUAUGCUCAGCUUAAUCUAAAAGAAUUUGUUGAUGAAAGUGAUCAAGCCUUAGUUCCACAAGUUAUUCAAGACACUCCUCUGUCUAGCAAAAAUGCAUCUCGCUUUUCCACAUUUCUGAUUUACAUCUUUUAUUUGGUUGCUCGGCAUGUCAUAUUGUCUAUAUUUGCUGCCAUACUUUUCUCAGCAAAGUAUCCAACCGACUACUCCUGCUCAUGGCAUCCUAAGAUGAAAGAAAACCCUUUAUCAAACCACAAAUUUCUAUUUUCACACAACGUCACAUCAUUUGAUUGCAAGAAUCCGAAAGGUGAUAAAAGCGAAACUUUGAUCUGGGUUAUUGCAAUUGCUAAUGUCAUCGUAAUAAUAUUGACAACUUUAGAGCUGUGUUACUUAGCGUAUUUAGCUUUCAAUGACAGUUACAUUAUGACUGAGCAGGAAUUUUGUAUGGUUUACUUAUUACGAACACGCCAAAGUAAGUGGUUGGAAAAACUCAAACGUAAGUUUUACACGCACAAAAUAUUUGAAAUACACGAUGAUUUUGGAGAUGAUGUAAAUGCCUGGCGAAAUGUCAAAGAUGUUUAUGUAAAUGUCGUAAUGCAAGCUGAAAGGCAGUUAAGAAAGUCUUACCCAGACACUUUUGAAAGGCAUGAAAUAUUCCAUUGUCAUCUCAAAAUUAGAAACGAUGCUGUAAAAAUCACACGUGCGACACAAAUAUUUUUGCCAGUCCAGAGUAAGAAAGAUCAGUUGUAUCCUCGAUCCAUUUUAGUGAUAGGAAGACCAGGAAUUGGUAAAACUAUGUUGACGAGAAAGCUUAUGCAUGAAUGGAAGAAUACUUCGGACAAAUUCUGGACUGAUAAAAUUGUGCUUUUAAUCCGAUGUCGUUCGUUUAAAGAAGACGACAUGACGCUCAAAGAAAUGCUAGGUGAUUGUGAUGGGUACUCUGUUGGACAGUUUGCACAAAUUUAUGAUUUUGUACUGUUAAAUCCUGAUAGAACAGUACUUAUUUUUGACGGUCUUGAUGAGCUUUCUCUGAACAAUGAACAUCUUAGAACUGAUGGCUCAUUGUGUGUUAAUGCAAAAAGGCCAGCGUUUACACUACUGAGUAUGUUAGUUGAAGGAAGAUUGCUGCCUGGUGUUACUGUUUUUAUAACAUCGCGGCCCACGGCGCAACAUGCCUUUGAACUACUAAAGUUUGAAAGGACUGUGGAGAUCCUGGGAUUUCUUGAGGAUCAGAUUAAGGAAUAUGUUUUCAAGUUUUGUUGGAAAGACAAGAGUACUGCUAGAAAGAUUUUCGAUCGCAUUGACAGUUCUCUAGAACUUCGGAGCUUGUGUUAUAUUCCCGUUAACUGUUACAUCAUUUGCCUGACCUUGAAGGAAAGCUUCAUCAAUAAUGCUGAGGAUAUUCCAAAGACUAUCACCGAAUUAUACAAAAGAGUGGUGAGAAUCUUACUCUGGAGACACCAUCCACGCUGCAAAUCAGGAUCAAUACCGAAGCCAGACAGGGGUUAUUUUGUAAAGCCUUUACCAAGCGAGCUUGAUGAUGAAAUACAGAAGAUGAAAAGCCUUGCAAAGAAAGGAAUGGAUGAAGGGAAAUUGAUUUUUGAUGAAACACACCUUACAGGCUUUGAAGAUCUAGUUAAUUGUGGUUUACUUCACCAAAUACCAGACAAAAGACGGAAUUAUUUUUGCUUUCUUCAUUUGACUCUUCAAGAGUUUCUUGCUGCAUGGCGCGUUGUUGACGACUGGAAAAGCAUUGGAAAGUUUUUGGAUGAUCAUCAGGCAGAUCCUAAAUGGCAUUUGGUGAUAGAGUUUGUUGCUGGUUUAGUUGGCGACUCGAAGAAAGAGAAUAAAAGAAUGAAUCUCGACGAUGUUCAAAUGAGACUUGAAAAAUGGAUCUUGCAGCUGAAAUCUAGCGAUGGUUGCAAAACCAUUGGGUUUCUUGGCAUUAAAUGCCUUUACGAAAUACAAGACUUGGAUGUAAUCAGAUCAGCUUGUGCAAAAUUACAAAGUGCAACAGAAGAAAUUUCCAUAAGUGAUGUCUCUUUUACGCCAGUUGAUUGCAAUGCAUUAUUCGAAUUUCUCUCUGAAUGUAGACACAUAAAAAAAAUCACAUUUGAUGAAUGCAAAAUGCUUGAUAACGAUAGCUGUCUCAGAAUGAAAAUGUUUCUAUCCAACAACGCCUCGUGCACUCUAACUUCAAUCUCAUUUUUACGAUGUGAUUUUGGUAAUUAUUUUAUGAAACAUUUCAGUGACGCUUUAAAAAGCCAAAGCUGUCCAAUUACUGAAUUAUUGAUUGGUGGAAGUAAUCUUUCAAAUAAAAGCACCGAAUAUGUGAGUGAAGCUUUAAAGAGCUCAAAUUGCAAGCUGACCAAGUUAAAUUACGAAAGAACUAAAAUUUCCACAAGAGGUGUCGAGGUUCUUAGUGAAGCUUUAAAAAGUAAAAAUUGUAAACUUACUGAAUUGAUCAUUCAUACCACAAAACUAGAACUUAACUCUGCAAAAUACCUUAGCGAAGCAUUGCAAAGCGAGGAUUGCAAAUUGACUAAAUUAACCAUCUAUAAUAAUAAAAUGUCUGAUCAUUUUACUAAAUGCAUUGUUGAAGCUUUAAGUAAUCCAUUUUGUAAACUUACUGAACUAAGUAUUUGUGGUAGCAAUAAAACCGAUCUUUGCAUUAGAUACCUCAGUGAAGCCUUAAAAAGUGAAAAUUGCAAACUAACGAAAUUGGAUGUUAAUAUCUUUCAAAUUACCAAUGAAGUUAUGCAAGAUUUUAGUGAAGCUCUUGAAUCGGAGAACUGUAAACUUACUUCUCUAAGAAUUAAAAGUUCUAAUUUACCAGAUCAUUGUGUUGAAUAUCUCAGUAAAGCUUUGAAAAGGGAGAACAGCAAACUAAAAACAUUGCUCAUAAGGACAGUUAAAAUCGUUGAAGAAAGCGCUAAAGGACUUGGUGUAGCAUUAGAAAGUGAGAAUUGUAAUCUUACCACUCUGAAUAUUUACAUUUCUCAACGAACAGAUCAUUUUCUGAAACAUCUCAGCAAAGCUUUAGGAAGUGAGAAAUGCAAAUUAACAAACUUGCUUAUAAGUUGUACUGAAUUGACUGAGGAAGAUGCCAAAAAUAUGAGCGAAGCUUUACAAAAUGAAAAUUGUAGACUGACUGAAUUAGCAAUAAGUGGUACUUUUGUUACAUAUAUUUUCAUCAAAUAUCUGAGCGAAGCUUUGAAAAGCAAAAAUUGCAAGCUGAAAAAACUUUAUGUAGGGGGUGUAGAAAUGACUAAUGAAGGUGCUAAAGAUCUUAGUGCAGCUUUAGGAAACAAGAAUUGUAAGCUUAUUGAUUUCAAAAUUAAUGAUAUUCAAGUAAUAAAUGAAGGUGCUAAAUGCUAUCGUGAAACCUUGAAAAGUGAUCAUUAUAAAUUUACUAGUUUAGGAAUUCGUGGAUGUCGUAUAACAGGAGUGAAUUGAAAGCUGUCAUCUUUAAUCGAGUUUUAGGUUUUUCAAAGUAAAGGUCUAGUGGCAAUGUGAUACAUGAAAAAGCUUGUUUAUUCAAAGCCCAGAUAGGCAUCAGUUUUCAUUCGCGAUUCAGAUAUUUGCUAUUCGGCUUUAAACAAUUAUUUGUGUCCAUUUUCUUUUAAUUUUAAACUGUUAUCAAUUUGUUUUUUCUUCCACUAAGUCUCAGUGACACGUACAUGCAACUUUCCUUUUUUGUGGAUAGAAACUAGAGUUAGGAACAAACCUUUAUAAUGAUUAUUUACUUAUUACAAGAUUAUCUUAGCACUUUUCUUUGCUCGUCGUCAAUGUAAAUAAUACUGCAAACAUACGUAAGACAUGAUUAGUUUUGUAAAUUGAGCUUUGUUAUAAGCUUUAUAGUUAAAGUAAUGAUUUUGAACAAUAAUGUUUUUCCUUGUAAAUCACUAGCAUUCCUUAUAUUUCUAAUGCACGCUAUUCUAAUGUACGCACAGCCUCAUAAAUUCUUCUGGCGUUCCUCUAAAGUUAAAAAAGAGUUUUCAAAGUGCUUAUGGAAAAAUGUCAGCACUAUGUGCUUGUUCAAUACUACACUUAUCAUACCUUUCCUGCUAAGUGUUUCAAAGGCCAGAUUACGAAUGGGAUGCCUUCCUAUAUUAUAAGUCUGUGUUGUACACGUUUCUUUAAAGAUUUUCAAAAGUUAACACCAUUCCUUCCCUUUUGCGUGCGUUAGAAGAUAUAUGGGAUCUUUAAUCUCAUUAAUGUAAUGUGUAACAAUUAUUUACAUUUGUCAGUUCAUGAUAUCUGCACAAAAUAAAUGAUAUUCUGACUAAAAA
Xenia sp. Carnegie-2017 is the source of this 4970-nucleotide messenger RNA. Its product is annotated as NACHT, LRR and PYD domains-containing protein 12-like. Gene Ontology annotation, molecular function: ATP hydrolysis activity. The coding region runs from base 355 to 4134 and encodes 1259 amino acids. NCBI's taxonomy places the organism in Eukaryota, Metazoa, Cnidaria, Anthozoa, Malacalcyonacea, Xeniidae. The record is from RefSeq and is a predicted model, not a curated record. Gene Ontology annotation, cellular component: cytoplasm. The transcript has 3 exons.